This is a messenger RNA of Moneuplotes crassus, 1833 nucleotides long. The record is from the annotation of a GenBank genome assembly. Lineage: Eukaryota; Ciliophora; Spirotrichea; Euplotida; Euplotidae.
AUGAAAACUCCUCCAGGCAGAUCCUUAGCUGCUACUUGUGGAGAUGGGACAGUUGAGACUCCUGAGCAAUGAGAUGACUCCAAUACUAUUAGUGGAGACGGAUGCAGCUCAACUUGUACAUUAGAAGCUGGAUACCAAUGGGAUGGAACAGAAGUGCAGGAUAUUUGUGGUGACGGUCUUGUUGUCACUCGAAAGAAGGACUAUAUCGAAUACUGUGACGACGGAAACACAAUAAACGGAGAUGGGUGAGACUCAACUUGCACUAAAGAAAUCGGCUACGUUUGUUAUGGAGGAGCUUUUGAUUCAGUAGAUAGCUGUGAAGAACUCUGUGGGGAUGGAAUCAGGCUGAACGGAUUUUUGGGUAAUACAAGUGAGAAUUACUGAGAUGAUGGCAAUAAUUUGAGUGGAGAUGGGUGAUCUGAGCAGUGUCAGGUUGAGAGUGGGUUUGAGUGCUCUGGAGGAAGCAUUUCUUCAUCUGAUAUUUGAACAAAAAUUUGUCAAGUUGAGAAUUGUGUUCAAUGAAAAGAAGAUGAUGAAAACAAAUGAAUUGUUUGAGAAAAUGGAUCAUCGAUGCAAGAUGACCUCACAUGACUCAAAUCCAAUGUAACAGUAGAAGUUAAGCAAAUGGGUCAAACUACAACAGCAGCAGCUGGUGCUGCUGCUUCAGUUGCUGUUGGCAUCUCUGCAUUAUCAUUCUCUUCACCAAUGGCGAUAUGGAUAUUAGCUAAUCAAUUCCAACUAUUUUCUUUGUUUCUUCUUACAAAUGCUAAUCUUCCAACUGAUAUCAAAGAGUACAUUAAAGGCAACUCGAUGUUUUCAUUUACAAUGGAGUUUUUGCCUUUCAGUGACUCUGUCAAGAAGAAUGGCUUGAUCUCUAAAUUUGAUAAAGAACAAAAGCAUGAGAGCCUACAGACUAUAGGGUUAGAGUCUCAAAGUGUGAUUGUAAAUAACACUGGAUUUGUAAUCACCCUGAUUUUGCUCUUAAUCGUUCAUGCUAUGAUAUCUUGAUUACCUAGGAAAGAGGAAGAAGAUGACGAACAAAGCUCUAAAGCUAAAUUCAAUAAACUGAUCAAGAAGGCAUAUCAGAUCUUCACGUUAGGAGUUUAUAUAAGGUUUAUUCUUGAGGCAUUUCAAUAUCUUUUAUUCAGCUGAAUGUCUGAGAUCAAACUUUUUAAUUUUUCUCGAACUUUCAGAAUUAUUUCUACAUCUGUUGCAUUUGGAGUACUUAUAUUAACUAUUUUAUUCUUUGUAAUAUGAAUCAGGCAAGCUCUUCAAGAACCAGAAGUGAUAGUUAUUGUUGACUCUCAGAGAUCAAAACUUGAUGAGUUUAACGCAGGCUUAAAGAAGAAAAGAUAUGUCAGAGUUUAUUCUCCAAUGCUACUAUUCAGAAGAUAUUUCUUUGUAAUUUGGCUCGUGUUCUGACUUGAGUUAAGCCAAUUACUUAUUGUAUCUGGGAUGGUUGUAUUUCAAGCGAUCUUUGUCUUAGUUUUAUUAGUUCUUCGUCCAUUUGAAGAUAAGGUCAACAACAUUAUUGAGCUUCUGAAUGAAUUUAUCUUCACUGUGCUCUUGAUUAUCCUCUGUCAAAUAAACACUGAAAAAGCAUGGACUGGAGAAAUAACAUCAUUAUUCCUCUGGACAAUGCUAAUGAAUACUAUAUUGAUUACUUUUAUCUUAGUUGUUUCAUUGAUACUUCAGCUUAAAAGAAAAUGAGCCAAUUCAAAAGAAGAUUCCUCUCCAGGAGGAAGCAACAAGGUCAUGAAUGUUCCUGAUAUAUCUGUAAGGAAUAUUUCUAUAGACUUAACAUUAUUCUGGCCUAUUUUCAAUAAUAUUUAG